ACAAAAUAUUCAAUAACUAAACAAUAUCAUUUCAUUCAUCCAACAUAUGCAGUAAUACAAUUUUAAUAUUAAUUAAGAUACACCGAAUUCAAACUUCAAGUGAAAUUUAUUUUUUCACUGAGGGUGAGGGUGAGGGUGAGGAUGUUGAUUUUUCCUUCAUUUCAAACUCAAACCGCUACCCUCAUGCACACCCACGUAGAAAACUUCGAAGUAAGGCAUUAUUUUUUGUGUUAUUAUACUCUCAUGUAAAAUUUAUUAUAUAAAGAUAAGAGUAUGGCGGUCCUUUUGGUGUUGGAGAUGAUAUUACUUAUCUUUUCGUACUCCUUCAAAAGAACAGACAAAUAUAAAUUAGUCUCAAACAAUAGCUCGUUAUUUUUUUUUGGUUUGCAAAUCUUGUAAAACACAAUAUGCACAACAACCAGAGAGAUAGAGAGUUUGUCUUUGAAAAUAACCGACGACAAAAAUGGUGGCAUCAUCGUUGGGUUAAAAUCAUCUGCAUGGCUUUUAUACUUUUAACAAUUUUUGUAGUGACCCUCUCUCUAGUGUUGAAAUUCGUCGUUUUUGCACCUACCAAGUCAGAAACCUCUACUACCACUACAACAUCACCACUAACAUCUACAUCAACAUCAACACUAUCACCGCUAACAACAAUGACAUUGACUACAGCAUCAACAAUAACUACCAUUACUGCCCAGCAGUCAGGAUGGUCUAAUACUGGCAACAUGAGUAUUGUUGGUGGAUAUAAUCUUGAUGAUGGUUAUCUAAAUAGUAGUGAAUUGUAUGAUCCAUCAACAGGAACUUGGACAGCUACUGGUAAUAUGCAUAUCGACCGAUAUCAUCACACAUCAUCUGUAUUACCAGAUGGAAAAGUAUUAGUUGCUGGUAGAUUUAGACAUGGUUCUUGGAUAAAUAGUAGUGAAUUGUAUGAUCCAUUACUAGGUAAUCGGUCAGUUACUGGAAGCAUGUAUUAUAAACGAGAGUGGCACACAGCAUCGGUUUUAGCAAACGGAACAGUAUUAGUUACUGGUGGAUACGAUGGUAAUGCCAUUCCAGAUAGUGCUGAGUUAUAUAAUCCAUCAACAGGCAAUUGGACACUUACUGGUUACAUGAAUGAGCCACGAUCCGAUCAUACAGCAUCUGUAUUAACAAAUGGAAAAGUAUUAGUUACUGGUGGAUGUUAUGGUGAUUGUGGAAAUAGUACUGAAUUGUAG
Rotaria sp. Silwood1 is the source of this 1211-nucleotide messenger RNA. Lineage: Eukaryota; Metazoa; Rotifera; Eurotatoria; Philodinida; Philodinidae. The record is from the annotation of a GenBank genome assembly.